Molecule: messenger RNA, 1133 nt
Organism: Gracilinanus agilis (Agile Gracile Mouse Opossum)
Lineage: Eukaryota; Metazoa; Chordata; Mammalia; Didelphimorphia; Didelphidae
Gene: AP5S1
Product: adaptor related protein complex 5 subunit sigma 1
Exons: 3
Coding region: 73-681 (202 amino acids)
Biological process (GO): endosomal transport; double-strand break repair via homologous recombination
Cellular component (GO): lysosome; late endosome; cytosol
Source: RefSeq, a predicted model, not a curated record
AUUUGGAUCAACUUUCUGGUCUAUUGAGUCUUUUGAGAUCUUGGCUCAUCCAGGACAAAGCCUCUGGCUGCCAUGGUCCAUGCAUUCCUGAUCCACACCCUGAGCGGCAGUUGCCAGGCCACCGGGGAUGCUGCCUUCUGCCGCGUGCUGUACUCGCAAGUGUUUGGCUCAGAGAGGUCGCCAGAUGAGCCCAGGCCUCAUGGUCCAGAGAGGGACAGACUACUCAGGAAGGAGCAGCUCUUGGCUGUAGCAAGACAGGCAGAGUCAGCAUGUAAGCUGCUGCAGCAGGCAUCAGGCCGAUCUCCCACGGACCUCCUGCCCCAGACCUCUGAUGAGCCUAUUCCCCUCCAGGAUGCCCCGUCGGGGGUCUUCCGCCUUCGCCCCGGGGACCCCUUCCAGGAAGCCAAGGUCGUGGUGUGGCUCCGGCUCCUGUCCCUAGGCUGCGCCUUGGUGUGCGAGCCUCACGAGAACCUGCUGCUGGCCGAGAGCACCCUGCGCCUGCUCACCCGCCUCCUGCUAGAGCACCUGAAGCUGCUGUCCUCGGGCAGCAACGUGCUCCUCCGAGGGGACCGCAUUGAGGCCAUCCUCAACCACUUCCUCCCCCACGGCCAGCUGCUCUUUCUCAAUGACCAGUUUGUUCAGCAAUUGGAGAAGGAGCUGAGCGCCAGCCUGGCCAGAUGAAGAAGGCUGACCCCUGACCCAGCCUUGGCUCUCCUGCUGCUCUCCCUCAGAAAGCAGAAUCUGAACUGCUGAAGUUGGCAUCGCCCCUAGUCCCCGAGAUCCUGCCGCUCCAUCCCCUCUCUGGCCCUCCAGCUCGGUGCUCUCUGCAGCUUUGGGCCGGCUCUUUCCGACUCACUUGGCUCCACUCUGGAUUGAUCAGAGAAGCUGAAGCCUCCAGAUGCUUCCCUUCCUGUCUCAUGGACACACACGCCGUUCCCAGUUAGCCCUCACUCUCCCGAGGUGACCGGGCAUCAUUAGUGCCUCUUUGGCCACAUCUCCUGUGCUAGUCAUCCUGGGGAACAUGCUCUGGGCCUCCUCUUUCCGCCACAUGUCUUCCCGGGGCUCCUGGAGUCCCCUCAGUUGGGGUGUUUGUGAUGACCCAGGGCACUCCUGGGGUGAAGAAGGGAACUGGG